Molecule: messenger RNA, 1238 nt
Organism: Pomacea canaliculata
Lineage: Eukaryota; Metazoa; Mollusca; Gastropoda; Architaenioglossa; Ampullariidae
Product: chromosome partition protein Smc-like
Exons: 5
Coding region: 166-1143 (325 amino acids)
Source: RefSeq, a predicted model, not a curated record
ACGGUUGUCCGUAUACUCUGACGCUCACGUCGCAGAUGACAAAAUAUUAGACAACGAAUUACUGAGAAAUUCAUUAUUUGUGUUAGGAUUUAUUUAAGAGCAUCCGUUCAUCGCAAAAAUUUUCACUGGAUUGUCGGAGUUACAAGGAAUAAUAAAGGGCAAGCGAUGGAGCAUAAAAUUACCGAAAGCCAGUUGUCCCAAAAGCCAGGGGAUUGGAUUUUAGAGAUGUUUUCUCCAGCUUUUGUGAAUUCAAAGGAUGCAAUAGAAGACAGAGAUAAAGGACCUGAGUUAGAAUGCCAACCAAAAAUCAAGUUUGUCUCAGCCUUUGAUCCAGAAUCCAUUCAAAGGGUUUAUCAACGAGUCCAUUUGAUGCUCAAAGCAGAUGAAGAGAUCAGAAAUCAAGUAAAAGAGGAUCAAAGAACAUCACAGACAGAACCAAGUCUUGAAGCUGAAUUGACCAUACAACAUGAUAAAAAAAUUGAUCUUCGUGACUCCACCAUCUGGAAUUCAGAAGAACUUUCAGUGUUACGAAAUGUUUUUCAAGCCGCUAAAGGUCAGAUCAGUGAACUGGAAGCAAGACUUCAACAGGCAGAGUCUCGUAACACUCACUUGAAAGAGAAUCUCAGAGCUCAAACGAAAGAACUUGAGACCAAAUCUACAAAGCUUUCAGAAGCCACAAAAGCAAAUCACAGACUGGCAAUUCAUGUUGAGGACCUGCAGCGUCAGCUGAAAGGUACAAGUAUGAAGCUGGAUGCAGUGACUGAGAUGUGGAAGGAGAUCGAUCAGGAGAAGCUAAAGAUGAUGAAGCAGAUGCAGGAGAUGCGCUUGGCUAUUGACAGUGAACGUAUUGCCCGUAAACAAGCAGAGCAGAAACUUCUGGAAGCAAAUCAGGAGAUUAUAAGGGAGAAAAUGAUAGCUGAGGAGAAUACCAAAGCCAAAUAUGAACACAGAAUUUUUAAACUGGAGGAAAGGGUACAAAAAGCAAGUGAGGAUCUAGAAGAAGAGAAACAGUUGCACGCACGCUCCAAGAAGGCUCUUGAGCACCUCCGAAAUCAUUUUGCUAGUUUGCCUCUUCAAGAUGUUUUACCUCCUAGUGUUAUAUCCAAGGACCAGGUGGCACACAUUGAUUAUAUUGGUACAUGAAAUAAUGGAAAUACUAUGACAGUAUCUUGUUUAUCUGUGACUGUGUAAAGCACAAUGUGAUACUUGAUAAAAACAUUAAAAGUUGUAGCAUCACC